This is a messenger RNA of Rhagoletis zephyria (snowberry fruit fly), 558 nucleotides long. The record is from RefSeq and is a predicted model, not a curated record. NCBI's taxonomy places the organism in Eukaryota, Metazoa, Arthropoda, Insecta, Diptera, Tephritidae.
AUGUUUGAUGUUGGCGGUCAACGCGGUGAGCGACGCAAGUGGAUUCAAGUCUUUGACGGCAUCACCGCCAUUCUCUUCGUCAUCGACUCCUCUGGCUUUGACUGUAAACUGCGCGAGGACGGCAACAAGAACCGACUGAAGGAGUGCCUCGAGCUCUUUGAGGACGUCUGGUUCAGCAAGUACCUGGUCAACACGGGCUUCAUUCUCUUCCUCAACAAGCAGGACAUUCUCAAGGAGAAGAUUGAACGGGGCUCCAAAAUUGAAAACUACUUUCCCGAGUACAAGGACUACAAGCUGCCGAGCAAGGACGGCGACCCGGAGGAUGAGUACAUCAAGGCACGGUGCUUCAUUCGUGACAAGUUCCUCGAGAUCACCAAGAAGUGCAGGGGUGAGCACCGAGGAAGCGGCACCUCACAGAACAGCUUCUCCGAUGGGUAUCGGGUCAAGCGUGAGUGCUUCUUCCACUUCACCACGGCCACUGAUUCCAACAACAUCCGUCGAGUCUUUGAUGACAUCCACACGAUGAUUCUCAUGAGAAAUAUUGGCAACAUUAUUUAG